CUCUUCCGCCGUCGUCGCCGCCAUCCUCGGCGCGACUCGCUUCUUUCGGUUCUACCUGGGAGAAUCCACCGCCAUCCGCCACCAUGGUGAACUUCACGGUAGACCAGAUCCGCGCCAUCAUGGACAAGAAGGCCAACAUCCGCAACAUGUCUGUCAUCGCCCACGUGGACCAUGGCAAGUCCACGCUGACAGACUCCCUGGUGUGCAAGGCGGGCAUCAUCGCCUCGGCCCGGGCCGGGGAGACACGCUUCACUGAUACCCGGAAGGACGAGCAGGAGCGUUGCAUCACCAUCAAGUCAACUGCCAUCUCCCUCUUCUACGAGCUCUCGGAGAAUGACUUGAACUUCAUCAAGCAGAGCAAGGACGGUGCCGGCUUCCUCAUCAACCUCAUUGACUCCCCCGGGCAUGUCGACUUCUCCUCGGAGGUGACUGCUGCCCUCCGAGUCACCGAUGGCGCAUUGGUGGUGGUGGACUGCGUGUCAGGCGUGUGCGUGCAGACGGAGACAGUGCUGCGGCAGGCCAUUGCCGAGCGCAUCAAGCCUGUGCUGAUGAUGAACAAGAUGGACCGCGCCCUGCUGGAGCUGCAGCUGGAGCCCGAGGAGCUCUACCAGACUUUCCAGCGCAUCGUGGAGAACGUGAACGUCAUCAUCUCCACCUACGGCGAGGGCGAGAGCGGCCCCAUGGGCAACAUCAUGAUCGAUCCUGUCCUCGGUACCGUGGGCUUUGGGUCUGGCCUCCACGGGUGGGCCUUCACCCUGAAGCAGUUUGCCGAGAUGUAUGUGGCCAAGUUCGCCGCCAAGGGGGAGGGCCAGUUGGGGCCUGCCGAGCGGGCCAAGAAAGUAGAGGACAUGAUGAAGAAGCUGUGGGGUGACAGGUACUUUGACCCAGCCAACGGCAAGUUCAGCAAGUCAGCCACCAGCCCCGAAGGGAAGAAGCUGCCACGCACCUUCUGCCAGCUGAUCCUGGACCCCAUCUUCAAGGUGUUUGAUGCGAUCAUGAAUUUCAAGAAAGAGGAGACAGCAAAACUGAUAGAGAAACUGGACAUCAAACUGGACAGCGAGGACAAGGACAAAGAAGGCAAACCCCUGCUGAAGGCUGUGAUGCGCCGCUGGCUGCCUGCCGGAGACGCCUUGUUGCAGAUGAUCACCAUCCACCUGCCCUCCCCUGUGACGGCCCAGAAGUACCGCUGCGAGCUCCUGUACGAGGGGCCCCCGGACGACGAGGCUGCCAUGGGCAUUAAAAGCUGUGACCCCAAAGGCCCUCUUAUGAUGUAUAUUUCCAAAAUGGUGCCAACCUCCGACAAAGGUCGGUUCUACGCCUUUGGACGAGUCUUCUCGGGGCUGGUCUCCACUGGCCUGAAGGUCAGGAUCAUGGGGCCCAACUAUACCCCUGGGAAGAAGGAGGACCUCUACCUGAAGCCAAUCCAGAGAACAAUCUUGAUGAUGGGCCGCUACGUGGAGCCCAUCGAGGAUGUGCCUUGUGGGAACAUUGUGGGCCUCGUGGGCGUGGACCAGUUCCUGGUGAAGACGGGCACCAUCACCACCUUCGAGCACGCGCACAACAUGCGGGUGAUGAAGUUCAGCGUCAGCCCUGUUGUCAGAGUGGCCGUGGAGGCCAAGAACCCGGCUGACCUGCCCAAGCUGGUGGAGGGGCUGAAGCGGCUGGCCAAGUCCGACCCCAUGGUGCAGUGCAUCAUCGAGGAGUCGGGAGAGCAUAUCAUCGCGGGCGCCGGCGAGCUGCACCUGGAGAUCUGCCUGAAGGACCUGGAGGAGGACCACGCCUGCAUCCCCAUCAAGAAAUCUGACCCGGUCGUCUCGUACCGCGAGACGGUCAGUGAAGAGUCGAACGUGCUCUGCCUCUCCAAGUCCCCCAACAAGCACAACCGGCUGUACAUGAAGGCGCGGCCCUUCCCCGACGGCCUGGCCGAGGACAUCGAUAAAGGCGAGGUGUCCGCCCGUCAGGAGCUCAAGCAGCGGGCGCGCUACCUGGCCGAGAAGUACGAGUGGGACGUGGCUGAGGCCCGCAAGAUCUGGUGCUUUGGGCCCGACGGCACCGGCCCCAACAUCCUCACCGACAUCACCAAGGGUGUGCAGUACCUCAACGAGAUCAAGGACAGUGUGGUGGCCGGCUUCCAGUGGGCCACCAAGGAGGGCGCACUGUGUGAGGAGAACAUGCGGGGUGUGCGCUUCGACGUCCACGACGUCACCCUGCACGCCGACGCCAUCCACCGCGGAGGGGGCCAGAUCAUCCCCACAGCACGGCGCUGCCUCUAUGCCAGUGUGCUGACCGCCCAGCCACGCCUCAUGGAGCCCAUCUACCUUGUGGAGAUCCAGUGUCCAGAGCAGGUGGUCGGUGGCAUCUACGGGGUUUUGAACAGGAAGCGGGGCCACGUGUUCGAGGAGUCCCAGGUGGCCGGCACCCCCAUGUUUGUGGUCAAGGCCUAUCUGCCCGUCAACGAGUCCUUUGGCUUCACCGCUGACCUGAGGUCCAACACGGGCGGCCAGGCGUUCCCCCAGUGUGUGUUUGACCACUGGCAGAUCCUGCCCGGAGACCCCUUCGACAACAGCAGCCGCCCCAGCCAGGUGGUGGCGGAGACCCGCAAGCGCAAGGGCCUGAAAGAAGGCAUCCCUGCCCUGGACAACUUCCUGGACAAAUUGUAGGCGGCCCUUCCUGCAGCGCCUGCCGCCCCGGGGACUCGCAGCACCCACAGCACCACGUCCUCGAAUUCUCAGACGACACCUGGAGACUGUCCCGACACAGCGACGCUCCCCUGAGAGGUUUCUGGGGCCCGCUGCGUGCCAUCACUCAACCAUAACACUUGAUGCCGUUUCUUUCAAUAUUUAUUUCCAGAGUCCGGAGGCAGCAGACACGCCCUCUUAGUAGGGACUUAAUGGGCCGGUCGGGGAGGGGGAGGCGGGAUGGGACACCCAACACUUUUUCCAUUUCUUCAGAGGGAAACUCAGAUGUCCAAACUAAUUUUAACAAACGCAUUAAGAGGUUUAUUUGGGUACAUGGCCCGCAGUGGCUUUUGCCCCAGAAAGGGGAAAGGAACACGCGGGUAGAUGAUUUCUAGCAGGCAGGAAGUCCUGUGCGGUGUCACCAUGAGCACCUCCAGCUGUACUAGUGCCAUUGGAAUAAUAAAUUUGAUAAGGUGGUGA
Homo sapiens (human) is the source of this 3158-nucleotide messenger RNA. It is a transcript of the gene EEF2, whose product is annotated as eukaryotic translation elongation factor 2. The record is from RefSeq and is marked reviewed. The transcript has 15 exons. Gene Ontology annotation, molecular function: ribosome binding; p53 binding; lncRNA binding. Gene Ontology annotation, cellular component: postsynapse; synapse; nucleus. The coding region runs from base 84 to 2660 and encodes 858 amino acids. NCBI's taxonomy places the organism in Eukaryota, Metazoa, Chordata, Mammalia, Primates, Hominidae. Gene Ontology annotation, biological process: response to ethanol; response to hydrogen peroxide; skeletal muscle cell differentiation.